Messenger RNA from Pyrus x bretschneideri (Chinese white pear), 664 nucleotides. Its product is annotated as two-component response regulator ARR17-like. The transcript is spliced from 5 exons. Bases 1 to 471 code for a protein of 156 amino acids. The record is from RefSeq and is a predicted model, not a curated record. NCBI's taxonomy places the organism in Eukaryota, Viridiplantae, Streptophyta, Magnoliopsida, Rosales, Rosaceae. Gene Ontology annotation, biological process: cytokinin-activated signaling pathway; phosphorelay signal transduction system.
AUGGAGGCUUCUUCUUCUUCCUCCUCCUCCUCAAAGGGUUUCAUGGCAAAUGUGGAGCAACCCCAUGUUUUAGCCGUCGAUGACAGUCUCAUCGACCGAAAACUGAUCGAAAAGCUACUCACAAAUUUGUCUUGCAAAGUGACAACUGCAGAAAAUGGGGCAAGGGCGUUGGAGUUUCUGGGCUUAGGAGAUCAACAACACAAUAGCUUGGAGAGUAAUGUUUCAAACUCAAAGGUAAAUCUGGUAAUUACUGACUAUUGUAUGCCCGGAAUGACAGGCUAUGAACUUCUCAAGAAAAUCAAGGAAUCAUCAAUCAUGAAGGAGGUUCCAGUGGUGAUUAUGUCAUCUGAAAACGUACCGAAUCGGAUUGACAAGUGCUUAGAGGAAGGAGCUCAAAUGUUCAUGCUAAAGCCACUGAAACAGUCAGAUAUAAAGAAAUUGAGAUAUCAUUUGAUGAACUGCAAUAGCUAGAAAAACGUGUCUUUUUUUUUUCCUUUCUCUGGAGAAAGAGUUGCAAAUAGCCUAAGAGCUAGUUCAAUUAAUAAGUUUUUCUGUGGAACAUAGCAUGGUAUGCACUGGAGAUUUAGUCUAUCAAAUUUUUAUAUUUUCCCUAUGACAUAGGAACUUCGUUCAAAAUGCUAAUUUUUAACUUUGGGUUUUGUUU